UUGCACUCAGCUCAUUCGCAGAGUUACUCUUGUUCUGAAAACAGCUCCAUACAGUAUAACAGCAGCAGCAGCAGCAUGGACCCGAGGAGCCUGGCUUUACUUACCCUUCUACUGGGGACUAUCUGCUUCUCUGACGAGAAACCAGUCAGCCUGACUUACCGAUGUCCCUGCAGAUACUAUGAAAGCAACGUUGCCAAGAGCAACAUCAAGCACCUGAAGAUCCUUUCCACCACCAACUGCUCUCUGCAGGUUGUGGCUCGUCUUAAGCACAAUGGGAGACAGGUUUGCUUGGACCCCAAGACUAAAUGGAUCCAGGAGUACCUUGAGAAAGCUAUGAACAAGAGGGUGAAAACUUAAACUCCUCUUCGGAUACUGGCUCAGAGGACACUUUGUGAAACUUCUCCAGCACUAAUUCCUGGCAACUCCUCCAUAGGCUUCCAACUGCACAUAGAACUCCAGAUCAUACUUUGCUUUUUAUAUAUCUAUUAUAUAUAGCAACAGACGCAAGAUGCUUGUCAUUCUGGCACUGGUGGCAGAAUGGUUGGUUGCACUGAUUUGUGAACUUUAAGUCAAUUUCGUUUGCUGUUUUCACUUGGGGUUUUCACUGAUGGCUUUCAAAAAAGUAGGAAAGUGGAGAGCAGUCAGUGAUAAAGGACACCAACAGGUGGCAAUGUAUUUGACUUGGUAACUUACCUCUUGGAAUUAAGGGCACAGGAAAAGUGUAAUUCAAUUUACUAUAUAAGAAAACAUUGCACUUCUAAGUUGUGUUAUCGGAUGAAGGAAUUAACUAUAUUACUGGCAUGGGUAAUAAGAAUCACCCCAUUAGUCAGAUAGUGUAGAGGAGUGAUUACUACCAGAUGAUGCAAUCUAUAUAUCUCAUUACAAUUUACAGGGUCACACUGGUAUAAUACUAAUAAACACGAACACAAGUGUAUGGUUACCCACACUCUACCUAUAGCUUUACUAAGUAUGUGCCUUUAUAUGUAAGCAAUGCUUGCAAUAGAUGUAUGUUUCAGGGGUAAAUUGUCUUGUAUGAAUGGAAUUGGUUCCCAUCAUAUUUUUAUCUGUAAUUCUAUUUUAAACUGAGUGUAAGUUUGGUGGGGAAAGUCUUAUUGUUCAGGUUACAAAACAUGGCUAGCCAAGCUGUUUAGUGUAGAACCUUGUGAUGUGAUUCUAUUGGAAAAUGUUUGUUGACUUCCAACUGCAGCUAGUAGGCCUAUUAAGAAUAAUGGGGCAGAUGUAUUAACCUGGAGAAGGCAUAAGGAAGUGAUAAACCAGUGAUAUGUGCAAGGUGAUAAACACACCAGCCAAUCAGCUCCCAUAUGUAAAUUAACAGUUAGGAGCUGAUUGGCUGGUGCAUUAUCACCUUGCACUUAACACUGCUUUAUCACUGGUUUAUCACUUCCUUAUGCCUUUUCCAGGUUAAUACAUCUACCCCAAUGUUUGGUCAUUUAAACAUUCCAUUAUGGUUUAAGCAUUAAAACUAUUUUAAAAAUAUCUCCUUGCUACAGAGUUUGUAGAGCUACCAGAAAAGACAAGUAAGCAAAUUUACCAAUCCUCCUGUUUUGCUGACUUUCAUUCAUUGUGCAUGUCUCUGGCAAGUAAUAAUGGCACACAGGUAAAUGCACCCAAACAUACAUCUACAAUCAGGGUAAAUGUGAUGACCAGCAAUUUGUAAAAUUACAGAUUUUUAGCAAUAUUUGCAGAGGGAUUUAAAGUGGCUAUGUAUUAACAGACAAACUAAGUAAAUUUUGUCAUUAAAAUUGAAGUUUUAAAACCUGUAGCCGAAAUCUGCGAUUUUGACAAAUCGCCACUCAUUACAAAAUGUAUAUUCUUAAAUGGCCGAACUGUUAACCCUAUAUUCACCAAUAAAUGUGUUCCGUGCUUCUUAGCAAAUCUAAACAAUUACCUCUAAAUGGUAGACUAGUUAGAAGAACCAUCAGCCAGCUCAAUAAAAUCUAAUCGCACAGCCUCCAUAACUUCAGCAUGGUUUGUGUAGUUAAAACACUAGUGUUUGGGCUGAGUCUAGGUAGAAACCCAGCAGUCUGGGAAUGUAUGAGGGCCUAUAAGCUUUUAGCUUGUAAGUGCAUACCUGCUAAACUGUCAGGAAAUGCGUUAGUGUUGCUGACCCUCAUACAGUGAAGUAGUUUUGACUGACAUUAUAAGAUAGACAUUAACAAAGAAUACAGAACAGACUAUAAUAUAAACAUUGGAAGUAGAAGAGAGUAAAAAAGACUGUACAAGUUAUAGACAAAUCAUAACUGUAAUUAGAUAAAAUUGUUGUCAGACAGUAAUUGAACUACACGUCACAGAAAACACCACCAGUGAAGAGAUUCUGGAGACUUACUGUUCAACAGCUGUUAGAAAGGUCCAGGUAAAUGACAUCUUACACAAACUCUCUCUCUCCCUCUCCCCCUCUUCCCUCUCCUUCAAUCAGUGCCUUCUCUAUGAACAUCUGGUUGCACCUUUGUUGCAGGCAAUACUCUGCACACAUUACAAGACAUUCUUAUCCCCCUCAAAUCAUUGCCAGGCCAAAGGGAUUCAAAGCCAAAUCUGAAGCAUCGUUCCCAAUUAAUGAAAGCAAGGAGAGUAAGGUCACAUGAUGUAAGGUAAUAUUAACUGCAGUAGAGAAAUAUACCUUUGUAAAGUGAUUUUCUUUGAAGUCCUAUUAAUUUGGGCUCUUGGCUGCAACAUAACAAACAAUGAUACAAUGAUAAGAAGCAUUAGUUUAGCUUAUACAAUACUAACUAGAUAAUUAUAGUGCUGUUCAACAACACUGGCUGUAGUACAUACUAUAGGCCUGAUUCUGAGCACAAGUAAGUUUGAAUGCAGCCACAUUGUAGCAAACAACUCAUGCAUCAUAGGGAAUAUACACAUCUUUACAUAUCUCCCGGUGAUUCAGUCAGAUGCAUCACAGAUGUUUAAGUUUGGGAAAUUUACAUUUCUGGGUGGAAUGGGUGUACGUAUGGAAUAGAACUGUCUUGUGGGCUUGUGGCCAGAGUUACACCAUAUUCUGUGUCAUGUGUAUGCCAGGGGACACCUAUUUUAGUUGUAUCACAUUGCAGGUGUUACAAAGGGGCACCACAAUGUUUAAUGCUUGGGGGGGCAAAGAUAUUUAAUUUUGGCACCCCUAAUUUGCUGAAUGUCGCCCCCUCAGGGGCAACUGGACUUACCCGCCACAUUGCCUACCUAACAGAGAUAGAUAUGAGGGUGGGGGGUAGCUGUGAGGUGGGUGAGAGAAAGUAUGAAGGGGGAGCUGAGGGAGAAAAGGAGAUGAACAUAGGAAGUACACAGUAAGUGCUGGGUGCAGGGGGGUGGAGGGCCCUGGAGGCAGACAGAGAAGGGCUGUGGAGAGGGAAGAGGUGGAGCAUCUGGAAAGGGGAUUAUCUCCAUCCCACGCUGCUCUCAGCCAGAGGUGUCACCGGGUGUGGUGACACCCAGUUUGCACCUUUAAUAUCCCAGCACACCGGGGGGGCGUGCUCACGGCAAAAGGGGGAGUGGCUGCAAAAAAGGGGUCUGGCCACAUGGGAUCGCCGCUCCGGGGGUGUGCCCAGCAUCUCUGGAGAUGCUGGGCUGUACUGGGCUGCCCCUGGAGACUGUCUCCCAGCGCUGUACGCUCCACUUCUAUGACAGGACCGGGUGCUGUAGCAGACUUUCCCACUUCAGCUGUCACUGCGGAGGAGCCCACAGUUUGGUGUCACCCUUUCCAGGCAUCACACCCGAGUGUGGGCCGCACCCCUGUACCCGCCUUGUGACGCCACUGCUCCCAGUGACCCAGUACGUUGACUGUCGCCUCUCAAAUAUGUGGGGGGUGGAGUCGCCCCAUUGCCUCCCCUGUUCUGACACCUAGCAUGAGGUGCAAGAACCGAUGAAUCCAUUUGUAUUGGAUGUGGCUGCAUUCGGACCUGCAUGCGUCUCAGAAUCAGGACCUAUAUGCCAAUCUGUAUGUGGAAAACCCCAGACACUGUUUCCUAAAAAUUUGAGGUAAUAACAGGAAAUGAUCACUAGAACUUUGUGCAAUAUCUAAUCAGCAUAUUCAUAGCCAAGGAACAUAUAUAAGUGGUUUUAAAAUAUUAUGUUUUAUGUAACUCAUAUUUUGCAUUGUAAAGGUAGAUUGUAAGAAUCCAGGAUUGUCUGAGUAAUACUGUGAUUCAGAAUAUAUUUCAAGUGAGAAUGUUAUCAUAGAAGUCCCAUAAAACAGUAAUAGUGAUUUUAAAAGCUGCUGUAUAUUUAUAUGUAAAUGCAUUGCAGUGCAUCAUCGAUCUGAAUGUACACACCUGCACUGAUGGUGCAGUCUCACCAGCGAAGGGUUAAUUUUGUCUGGUUUCCAUUCUUCCAUGCAUUAGAUUUCCCAGAUAAUGUGAAUAAGGAAUCCUGGUAACAUAAAGGCAGCUUCCACCUAUGCACAUCUGUUCUCUGUCUUUUUGUAAUUUUUUUUUACAUUCAGUAUACACCUUUUUUUUUUAUAAAGAAAAAAAAUAUAUGUAUUUUUAAUUAUGCACUUAUAUGUAAACAAUAUACUGUAUAUAUAUGCUAAAUAAACUAGUGUUUUUGUAUCAA
Molecule: messenger RNA, 4560 nt
Organism: Pseudophryne corroboree (corroboree frog)
Lineage: Eukaryota; Metazoa; Chordata; Amphibia; Anura; Myobatrachidae
Gene: CXCL12
Product: C-X-C motif chemokine ligand 12
Exons: 4
Coding region: 76-357 (93 amino acids)
Biological process (GO): chemotaxis; immune response; defense response
Cellular component (GO): extracellular region
Molecular function (GO): chemokine activity
Source: RefSeq, a predicted model, not a curated record